GUUAGUGGGAAAUCAUUCUUCUCAACGUUGUGCACAAAAACCUAACUCGGACGUAAUGUGCAAAAAUGGCCAACCAGUCAACCUACCUGCCUAGAAAGGAAGUAAAGCCAACGGCGAAACCUUCAACGAUGAAAAUAUCGCGAAGUACGCGUGCAACGGCUGCCCCUGGUAGUACCGAUCCCAAAAUCAUUUACCUAGAUCGGGUUUGUCGCACAUGUUUGGGCGAAAGGGAGAAGGAUCAGUUAAAGGACCUGUUCGAGUUGAGCCUGGCAGAAACGAUAAUGAGUUGCACAAGUCUUACGGUAACUGAAUCCGAUGGGCUUCCGUGUCACAUUUGCUCCGACUGUUGUGUGGAGCUGGAGCGAAGUUUCAACUUUCGGCAAAUGUCCAAAGCGUCUGAUGCGACGAUACGAUCGUUGAUUGAAAAGUCGGUCGUUAUUAAACAGGACAGUGAAACCAAGUAUGAAGUACUGAAUGUGGUUUUUACCGACUCUGACGGUAACACGGAAACAUCCGCCGUCGUCGUACCCAUAGAGGAGCUUCGCUUUCAGCUAAUGAACGCCAACAACACUGUAAUGGAAGUGACGGCUGAGGAGAAUGUCACAAUUCCAAACCGGAAAGCAAUCCAAAUGCAACCUACGCAACUGCUCGAAAGCGACCCAGAUGGCAAAGAGCCUGGUCUGGGGGAAAAACUCGCACUGAAAGUGAAUCCCAAUGAUCUUCUGAACGAACCAACACUUACGACGUCGUCGAACAAAGAAGCUUCGGAACCACCUAGAACGCAAGCUCUCAGGGAAUCUACAAUUCUUCGAAACUUGAAGCAGGAAUUGUCUGAAUUUAUUGGCAGCAACUGUACUGCCAUUACGAAGGAAGUGGAAAUUGUAGAUGAGAAUGAGGACGACGAGCUGAUCCAUGUGGACUACCUAAAGGACGCGCUAACUGAGGAGUAUAUUCAGUUCAUGGAAACGCAACUAGCGUCUACCGGUGCCGGCAACAAAGAGGAACAGCUGGAGCAGGAACAUUUGAACAAUUUGAUCCAUGCGUCAAUGGAAGCAGAAGAACCGCGCGACCGGCAUAAAGCAAGCGAUUACCUCGAAAGAGAUACAACACACUGCAAGAUAUGUGAUGUCCAGUUUAGCAAACGUAGACUGUACCGAAAGCACGUCAAUCGAAAACAUUCCGAAAAACGCUUCGAAUGCAAUCACUGCCCAAGGAAAUUUGCCGAAAAGUCCGUCCUUAACAAUCAUAUGCUGCGUCACACCGGGGAGAAAACACACGUGUGCGAUGUUUGUGAGGCACGGUUCUACGAGAAGACUUUAUUAAAUGUGCACAUGCGACGGCACUCUGGUUUACGGCCCUAUGCUUGCGAACUGUGCGACAAACGGUUCACUACGCGCAGCAUUCUCAACACACAUCAAAAAGUGCACAAUGAUCCUCGGCCCCACAUAUGCAACGUAUGCCAGAAGGGUUUCAAACUGUCCUGGCAGCUAAAGGCUCACAGUCGAGUGCACACGAACGAAAAACCCUUCGAAUGUCCCUACUGUCACAAACGGUUUAACCAAAACGGUAAUUUGGCAGUGCACAUUCGUACCCAUUCGGGAGAAAAACCGUUCAAAUGCAAAAUCUGCGAUAAGGCGUAUCCUAGCCAGGGAGAAUUGAGGGGUCACAUGCGACACCACACGGGGGAGGAAACGGCAAAGAAAGUGGUGUGCGCCGUCUGUAGCAAAGCAUUUUCUGCCAACCACGUGCUAGCGAUCCAUAUGCGCACACACACCAAGGAAAAGCCGUACUGUUGUACGCUUUGUGAGAAGCGGUUCAUGAUGCGAGUGCACCUAACAGUCCAUAUGCGUUCACACACUGGUGAAAAACCAUUCGCAUGUAGUUUGUGCGAAAAGGCAUUUCCUACCAAUUAUCAGUUGAAAAUGCACAGCUACGUGCAUACAGGUGAGAAAAACUACUCCUGCGAUGUUUGUGACCGCAAAUUCAGCAGCUCAGCCAAUCGUAACACUCACCGUAAAACACACGACCGGAAGACGAAUUAACAGCAUUGUCUUGGGGACCACAUUGAAAUUGAGAUACUCGCUACUAGCUGCCAACGGGUCACUCUACGCUCUGAGGAAUCUUCGCCUUUCAACACACCUGACGCCACGAUAGAAGCGGUCUACAUGAUUCCUGGUCGUCUACAUGGAAAGGGGUGGCGUGGUCGGUGCAAAUUGAAAUGAAUUGAUAUCCGGAUAAGCACAUAUAUGAGCAUAGGGGUCGGCAGCAUACAAGUGGCUAAAGUUGACAUUCUUAGACGUUUCUGAGACUUCGAAUACUGUGGAGUCACUAGAGAGUUAUGUGCUAUAACUCUUAUCUAAACCAUGGAUCCAAUUUUGCAUUCAAAACAAUAUUUUAUUGACCAACACGAAACAAAAUCGUCAUAAGACGGAAUCUAAUAGUCAAUGUACUCGACGUCGAAGAACCCAGAUGUUUAAUAGCUUCUUCCUAAUCGCUGCGAACAAGUUCUGCAUCUACCCUUUAGUAAAUGAACCGAAAACAAAACUAAAUGGUGUCCUCAUGCUCGUUGCUUGCGGAGUUGACCUGUUACCCUACACACUGUCUCUAUACCAUACUAAACCGAAA
Molecule: messenger RNA, 2625 nt
Organism: Anopheles moucheti
Lineage: Eukaryota; Metazoa; Arthropoda; Insecta; Diptera; Culicidae
Product: zinc finger protein 345-like
Exons: 5
Coding region: 66-2042 (658 amino acids)
Biological process (GO): regulation of transcription by RNA polymerase II
Cellular component (GO): nucleus
Molecular function (GO): RNA polymerase II transcription regulatory region sequence-specific DNA binding; DNA-binding transcription factor activity, RNA polymerase II-specific; zinc ion binding
Source: RefSeq, a predicted model, not a curated record